AUGGAGAUCGUGUGGCAAACGCCGGCGAACCCGCCGGAGGCCAAGGACUACGUCCGCCGCAACGGUAAAUCGGAAACCCUGAUCUCAGCCGCCACUAAAUCGGCCUCCUUACUUCUCUAUGGGCAUCAUUGCUUGUGUUUUCAUGUGAAUGAUUUGUGUCGGAGGCGGGAAUGGUGCAGGGAGGCGCUUUGUGAGGCCGUACUACUUCGAGUUCAUCUCCCACGUAAGGUUCCUUCCCCAUCCUCUCUUCCUUCUUGCCUUCUCUGAUGAGGUUAUUAACUCGUGUUGUUCUAGCGCCUGCUUAAUCUUGUUCGGGAAAUUUGUGUAGGUUAAAAAUCGAUGGGCGGGGAAGACAAUUGUGGACAUGUUUGCUGAGGAAUUCAAGGGACGGCCUUAUGAAUACUUCGUACGGACUGACAUCUCUCUCUCUCUCUCUCUCUCUCUCUGUUUAUCACUUUCUCACGCACAUACGUGGCGUAGAUGAACCAGAUAAUCGAGCUAUUGUUUUGGUUGUAUUGAUUUACAGAAGGGAAAAUCAUGUCGAGUCAUCUUACCGUAUAUAAAUUUAUAUUGGCACCCAUUUCCUAUAAGUAACAAUCCCAUGUUCUAUCUCUGUUUGGGAAAAGUGUACCUACCAUUUCUAUGAAGUAACCUGCUCUCCGCAAACUUUUCUUUUUUCUUGAAACAGCUACACAGCACAGUACAACAAAAUCGUAGUUGUAAAUAAAAUUGACAUUCUCAACAUUGAAAUCAAUCUGACCUGUAUAAGAAAGAAAACUUGUUCAAUAAAAUAUAUUUCCCUUGUCUCUUCUCAGGUUCCUUUUAGUGCACUAACUUUCAGUUUAAUUGUGCUUGCCAGGUUAGUGCUGUCAAAUCUGGAAGGAUCCAAGUAGACGGACAAAUAGUUCCUAUAACAUAUGUUCUCCGGUCAUCUCAGAAAAUAAGCCACUUUUUACACAGGUUAUUUCAUUCUCUAAGUGCUCUCAGCUUAUGUGUAACUCAGGUUGUUGUUAUAUCCUUAAAUGUGUUUAAUACUGAGCUUUAGCCAUUUUAGUGUGUGUCCAUGUUUCACCUAUAUGUUUUUAUUUAGUAUAUUCAGUGGUUUUUAGUUACCUAGGAAGUCAUGAUGCUGUCCAUAGAACUGGAUCAUCUAUCUUUUUGGCUCAUGGUUCCCCUCACUUAUUGGCAUUUUAAGCCAAUUACCUUGGAAAUUUCUUCUAGAUUUCUAGUUUCGUGGCUGCUAUAGUUUUCUGCAAUCCUUAAUUGCAGAAGAAAUGCAUUAAUUUUACACCCUUGUGAGCACCAAAGAUGUCACUUUUGUUCAUUAGUUCUAAAUCCCAAGCUGAACUAUUUAUUCUCUUAGUUUCUCAAAAAGAUUAAUAUAGUUCAUACUUUUUUUAAUGAUUUUGGUGUUUUUUGUUCAUUGAACUGUCUUUAGAAAUAAAAUUCACGACUAUGUCUUUUAGCUUCCCAGGCAUGAACCUCCAGUGAUGGCCUGGGAUAUCCCCGUCCUUCAUGAAGAACAAGAUAUUUUGACUGUUUGCAAGCCAGCUUCUGUUCCAGUACGUUAAUUUCAUUUUACUCCUUUUUUAUGAAUAAUUGAUCUCCCUCUCCACUUUCAUUCCAAGUUCUUAUUUUUCGUCACGUGCUAUUAUUUUAAAUGAUCUUGUUCCAUGCAUUCUUGGAUCGAUGACAUUUGGGCUGAGCUAUUCAGUGAUUGAGAGUGUAAAAUGUAGAAUCUGGCAGAUAAUCCCUUCAUGAAAGCUUCAUAUUUAUUUGGAACAUGGUACAACUCUGUCUGAAGUUGAUGUCUGGAACCUUUCAGAUCAUUCUUCCAUUUAAAGAAUCACAUGGAAAUUCUUAUAAUGAUUAGCCAAUUAGUAGAUGUGUUCAAUUCAUGCAGGGAGGGAACAUGAUAAAGUGUAGUAAUAAAGGACGAUGACUAGAUAAGCACAUCUAAGUAAGAAUGGCAAUGUGGAAUCUAACAAAGAACCCCUUCAUGAAAUUUAAUUCAUUUUCUGUUUGUAACGUGAUACAACUCUGUCUAAAAAUACAUAAUUACAAGUUGAUGUUAGAAGUUUCUCUAAUCCUUCUUCAUUUAAACGUUUUCCAUUGGAAGUUUGAUGCUAAUAACAAGAUGUCUUGUAGGUUGAAGAAAUCAAUGAAACAGGAAAUAUCCCCUGAUGUAGUCAAUAUUCCUGACUCCUCUUCAUUUUAACGUAUCCUUUGGAAAUUCUCAUGGUAAUAACAAGAGAUCUAGGGAGUGGAAGAAAUCAAUGAAACAGGAAAUUCCCCUUGAUGUAGUCCCUAUAUGAGAGUCUUUCUUUUGUGGAUUAGAAAAUUUGAGUACUUGGUUAGAAAGAUAAAAUGGACAAAACGGUUGACGAAUAAUAUCUUUCACUAACCAUCCGGAAAGAGGAAAUAGUAGAAAGAUCUCCUAAGUAAUGAGUUGCGGACCAGCAGAUAAUAUUACAUGUUGCACUGUGGUUGGCAUUUUAUAAGAUGACUACCGAGAUCUGCAAAGGAGACCGUCACAUCUGUCUUAUUUCAGCCCAUGAAUCAGAAGGAAUUGUUGAUACAUCUUCACAUGAUGGCUUUCGAACUAGAACGGGAACCGUACUUUUGACUUUGGCAGUAGAACCAGAAGCAUGCGUGUGAUGAAAAAGCACUGAUGGUUGGGGCCAUUACACCAGUUUCAUGCUCAUGUAUCAGCAUGAGCAGUGGUGGCAGGCAUGCUGACCAACAUGUUGUAGUGGUAUCCUUGUUGCCGGUGAUGCCACGAAAACAAUGCUCAUAUCUAAUGGUUUUGAACACUUUUGAAGUGUUGCCAGGAUCUAUGGCAACUUCCGUUUCUGAUAGCCCUCUGUUGAUUUUGCUACCCGACCAUUCUUUAGCCUUUUUAGAGGCGAUAUUUCUCUGUGGCUAUGGAGCAUAGCUGAAGUGGACGAUAUAUCAGGCUCAGGAUCCUAGUUGGAGUGACGUGGGAAUGAACCACGAGCACAUUCUAGGUUACACUAAGGAUCCUUGAUUACUUGUAAAUUGGUGUUCUUGGUGGAAACCAAGUUUUCCUUGUACCGUGGAGUUAAUCAGGUUAGAAGAUUAAUGGAAGGUUAAUUUAGCUCAUUUAUCAUAGUUUAAGCCAUAACUAUAAUGCUCUAAUCUCCAUUGCACAAAGUGCAAAUAUAACACAAUCAGUGGGGGUGGCAAUAAUUUGUAUUCGUAGUGGUGAAUAAUUGUGUAUUUAGAGUACAACUAAGGGGAAGUUUAAUGUGCAGCAUGCAAAGAUGGGAACACCCAUGCUCAGGUUCUGUCACGACAAGUUCUUAUCCUGCCUUCUUACAUGGUCUUGAUUUUUCCUCUAGAGCUUUCUUUUGAUUUAAUCUAAAACUGAUCUAAUGUCUGCUAUAUGUUGGAGUCAUCAUGCAUUUUUUCUAGUCUUCUUGAAACAUCCUGACCCUUCAUCAGUGUUUUUAAUAAACUUUAAAAUGAAAUGUAUUUUGAAAUUUUUAAUUUUAUUAGCUUUUCGGUAGCUAUCGGCAAUUAUAUCAGUUGACCUAGAAAAAAUAUAUUGAAUUUGCCUUAUUUUCAUAUGGGUAAAAAGAAUUUAAAUGAUAUAGUUCCUUUUUUACGCAGGUGCAUCCAUGCGGCCAGUAUCGUAAGAAUACUGUUGUUGGGAUUCUGCAGGCUGAAAAUGGCUUAGCGCCUCUGUUUCGUAUCCUAAUAAGUCCAAAUGAGAGAAUUUUUAUGAGCAUGAACUUGUGUGUGGGGGCUGGUCUUUUCCGUACUAUAUUAUUCUUAAGUUAUUUAUAUUCCUUGAUUUUACUAUGAUUUCCUUGACGAUAAACUGAUUUUUUCAGCUGUGCAUCGCCUAGAUCGUUUGGUCUCUGGCCUUCUUAUUUUUGCCAGGACUGCUGACAAAGCGGACCAACUCAGACAACAGGUUAUGUUGUAUCCUUUUGAACUCGUUUUUAAUCUGUUUUUUUACUGGAAGCCGGCCAUUCCUAGUAUCACCAGAGGUGGCACACUUUGCAUACACUUUAAUAUUUUUUCUUCUAUUGUUCUGUUGCUUGUUACACGGACAAGCAUUUUUUCUGUGAGCUAAAAUAUGGAUCUUCACAUUUGCGUGAAGACCUUAAGUUGUCAGAUCUCUAAAACGUAGCUUCUCUACACUUAAAAGUUUUUCUUGGAAAACAGUUUAUUUGAGUUCGUCUAUCUUUCCUAGACGUCCUAAUAAUUUCUCUUUUGCUACAGAUCGAGGCAGGACUGCUGCAAAAAGAAUAUAUUGCUAAGGUUAUUGGCGUAUUUCCUGAAGGAGAGGUACUCCUCAUCUUCCGUUGGCUGAAAAAUUGGCAACUUAUAGUAUCCAUCUGCUUGUAAGCCACUACUUAAUUCCACAUCGAUUUCAUCUUUGAGGAAUGGAUGAUCAUUCUCAUACCUGAUUGAAAUAAUUAUCAGGAACUAUGAACGUAAGUUAAGUUGGUAUGUCAUUACUCUCAAUGAACGUAUUUCAUCUCACUUGGGCAAUCACAAAAUUAAGAUCGUCCAGAAAAAUCUCUCUUGAUUGAAAUGAAAUAGUUAGAUUCCUGUUAAGUGGUUAGCUAACUACGUGAUUAGGAAUUAAUUAAUUCUGCUUAUCCCUUACGUUCUUAGUACGCUUUUGAAAUGGUAUAUUACUAUCACACUGAAACGAAAUGUUAGGCUUUUAAUUUCGGUUGAGAAUGGGCCAAGGUCAAGCUAGCCUCAGAAACUGGCGGGUUCAACCUUUUCCGGAACGAAUUAGAACAGAUUAUCUGGAAUGUAAUCCAGCCCAACCUUGGUUUACUGUGGCCUCGCUCUAAGGGCAAGAAGCAUUCACCACCAAGGUGACUGACACAAAAUUUACAAUGGAAAUAAGUAUAACGAAGAUUGAUAUUGAAGUUCGAACCUGACAGUGGAUGUAUAAGUUUUGUAACAGAUAGUGUGGUUAUUUGUUUCUGAAAUUAAAUGCUUCUUUUGUUUCUACUUUUGUCUACAGGCGUCUACAGUGAAUUUUUCAUGUUGCUUUUUUUUUUCUGCAGCAAGUUGUCAAUGUAAAUGUUAACUACAAUGCCCGAGAAGGAGUGAGCACAGUGGAGGUAUCUCUCUUCUCUGAUUUCUUGGUUCCAUAGCUUUAUUUAAUCUCGUUUAGAACUGACGGAAUAGCUUUCUUUAGAAAAUCAAUAUAUGCUUUCCUCUUAGUAUAGCGCAAUUUAUGUCACUUCUGGCAUUCUCGGUUUUGCUUUCAAUGCAGUAACUUGAUCCUAGUGCCAUUCCCCGGUGGAUAAGCUAAAGUUAUUAUCAACCAGCCUGUGUUGUAUCACACAGAAUACCUCAAGGUUUGACGAAUAAUAUUUCCCCAAUUAUGAUAAGAACAGCUCUAAGUUUUCCCAAGAUGGGCAGGUGAUCUCAAAUUGUGGUAAUGUAAAAAUUAAGUCAUAUGGUUGAAAUAUAUAGACCUGUUCAAUUCGUGGUCAACUUUCUUUGCAUUGGGUGCCAUUUAUAUGUAUCAUGUCCGUCUUCGUUAUCCAUAAUGUAUGAGUUGAAAAGUCAGACCGGACAUGAAGAUGUCUUUUUACAUAGUUUCAAAUUCAAUGACAACUUAAAUCUCCUGGUUAACACCUACGAACUAUUAUUAAUGCCAAAUGGAUACUCAAAAGCACUCUUGAAGGCUAAGUUGAAACACACUCGAAGGUUUAGUUUUUCUUCGUAACUGUUAGUAGAAGGAUGACUCUCUGAGUUCUUGAGAUAGAUCAAAAGCAUCCAAUUAUGGAAAUACUGAAAAAAGAAUGGUAGUAUAAGUUCACCCACAUGGGCAUCAAGGUAUUUGGUUCCUCCAUCAUGUUGCAUCUAUCUUUCCUGCCUAACUACGCCGGAUCCUUAGGUUACAACAAUCUUUUCAUAUGUUAUGAUCCACUGGGUUUGACUUUUUAGUUGAGCAAGUCUGGGAGAUGCCCGCUCCACCUGGUGAUUAACUUACAGACUCCUUGUGCAGGCACCUGACCAGUCUAAUUCACUACCUCUCAAGGGGAAGACGGCCUCCACAAGGUUCACCAGGAUAUGUACUAAUGGGCACCAUAGCAUAGUCUUGUGUAAGCCCAUCACCGGACGGACCCACCAGGUAAAAGAGCAGAAAUUUUCAAAUAAUAAAUUAGAUAAACUUUCUGAAUACUCAUUUUUUAUAAAAAUAAUUCCCAUGUGAAUUCCCCGUUGAUAUUGUUAUCUAUUUUAAUAUUGUAGAUACGAGUUCAUCUCAAAUAUACAGGCCACCCCAUCGCCAACGACAUGCUCUACCUCUCCAACAGUGCUACUAUUAGAUCGUCUCAAGGAAUGGGAUCUGAUAGAACAGCUAGAUCAGCUGCAUCAAGAGCAACUUACAUGCCCGGUUUUAUUCAAGAAGAACUUGAUCUAAUGGGUGGACAUUCAAACCCUGCCGAAGAAUUCAACAUCGAUCCUAUGUGUACUCACUGCCCAAAUCUUGCUCCCACCGGGUAACACACCUUGGCUUACAGCUUCAGAGAUCUUUCGCUGUCAGUGGAUUUUUCUUUUUUGUGAAUUUACUGUGCAAAGUACAGAAUAUGAUGAAACAGUACUCGUUCUGCAAUUUAUUAUCAGAAUAAAUUGGAAUAUCGCUUUUAUUAUUACAUGAUAUUCUUUUCAAUAUUGAGAUGAUAAUUCUGUUGAGUACAUGAAGAUUUCAAGCGUGAUCCUAGAACCAGAAUUCCUUCUCUAUCUGGGCUUUCCUUUUGCAGCAACUUCUUACAUUCUGCUAGGGACUUUCUGUGAAGAUUUGCUAUUAUGUUUCUAUCAGUAUGUGGAUCAUCUCCAUAUUUAUCUUCUUUUUACGUAGAACUAGGCUUCUGCUUACCUUCUCAACCAGGCAGAAAAGCAGAAAGCCAUCACUUUGGUGGCCUUUAAGAACUAUGAACUCCCCAAGUACAUUAACUCCGAUGCAUUCUGAUACUUAUUCCUCCAUCUGAAUUGGAUUCCUCUCAUUGGUACCUUUAUUUCAGGUACGAUGGGCUCGAGGAGGGUCUGUGGCUGCAUUGUCUCCGGUACAGUGGGCCUGGUUGGAGCUAUGAAUGUCCAUACCCCAGUUGGGCAACCCUCAGUUGUCAACCCAGGUAA
Spirodela intermedia is the source of this 7143-nucleotide messenger RNA. The record is from the annotation of a GenBank genome assembly. Lineage: Eukaryota; Viridiplantae; Streptophyta; Magnoliopsida; Alismatales; Araceae.